Messenger RNA from Mycena citricolor, 1039 nucleotides. NCBI's taxonomy places the organism in Eukaryota, Fungi, Basidiomycota, Agaricomycetes, Agaricales, Mycenaceae. The record is from the annotation of a GenBank genome assembly.
GGUCCAAGGACAUCGCUGCUGCCCCGCAUUCCAGCCCCGUACUGCAGGCAUUCAAGGCGCUCCGUGAGAUCUACCCCGCUCACUCCAUUGCUGCCACCCAAGGAAACAUCCUGGGCUUCCCUGGUCUGCUCUACUCCCCGCUCGCAGAUGCGCCCUUGGUCUCCCACACGAUGUUUAUCCCCAUCGCGCGGUCCGGAGGGGGCGUCAAGGGCGCUCUGCUUGAUAGCAUUCAGUUUGGCGCGUUCACUGUAGCGUGGGAUAGUUAUGACUUCAUCGUCUAUGUCGUCAACUAUCCGAUCGGCCUUGGGACUACGACUACGCAUAUCGUCUUGCACGAAGGUCCCGUCGAGCCUGCGCGUUCCCUGAUCCUCAACGCCGGAAAAUGGAGCCAGGAGCUGCAUGAAGAGAUCUGGGUGUACAAUCAAGGUUACUGGCAAAAGGAUCCGGCGUUGUGGACCAGUGUGCAGAAAGCGUCUUGGGAUGCCAUCAUUAUGAAAGACGAGUUCAAGAAGGCUAUUCAAAAGGAUGUCUAUGGUUUUUUCAAAUCAGAGGCGGUAUAUAAAGACCUGGGCGUCGCAUGGAAGCGUGGGCUCAUCAUGCAUGGUCCUCCAGGAAACGGGAAGAGCAUCACCAUCAAAGCAAUCAUCAAGACAUGCGAUGCCCUCGGGUUUGCGCCGCUGUAUGUCAAAUCGUUCCAAAACUGGGCCGGCGAAGAGGCCGCCAUGCAGGACGUGUUCGACAAAGCACGUCAAUUCUCGCCAUGUGUCAUCAUCUUGGAAGAUCUGGACGCGCUCAUCAACGACGGCAACCGGUCCUUCUUCCUCAACCAAGUGGAUGGCCUGCAAUCAAACGACGGCUUGCUGAUUAUCGGGACAACGAACCACUUUGAUCGUUUGGAUCCGGGGCUGAGCACAAGGCCCAGCCGCUUUGACCGCAAAUAUCUGUUCGACGAUCCCGACAACGAGGAACGCGCUCUUUACGCCAAAUAUUGGCAGAAUAAAUUGCGCAAGAAUCAGGAGAUCGAGUUUCCAGAUGCGCU